AUAUUUAUCACUUGGACUUUUUUCCUUUUAGUUUUGAUUACGAAGAUGCAGGCUACCAGACUGCAGAACUUGUGAAAAUGGAUAUUCUACUGAAUGGAAAUAAUGUAGAGGAGCUAGUAACUGUUGUACACAAAGACAAAGCACACUCAAUUGGCAAAGCCAUAUGUGAACGGCUGAAGGAUUCUCUUCCUAGGCAACUGUUUGAGAUAGCAAUUCAAGCUGCUAUUGGAAGUAAAAUCAUUGCAAGAGAAACUGUGAAAGCCUAUAGGAAAAAUGUUUUGGCAAAAUGUUAUGGUGGUGAUAUUACCCGAAAAAUGAAGCUUUUGAAGAGACAAGCAGAAGGGAAAAAAAAGCUGAGGAAAAUUGGCAACGUUGAAGUUCCAAAAGAUGCUUUUAUAAAAGUGCUAAAAACACAAUCUUCUAAAUAAUUGGUGGGAAAACAAAGAAUUUUCAUAAAUUAAAAACUAUCUGCUUUUCAUUUCAAUUUGUAAUAUGCUGACAACAGAAUGGUAAUUAUAAAAUUUGCUUGUUACUUUCAGGGUAUUCAGGUUCAAAUAACCUAAGCCUUUCGUUGAAAGGGAGUAAUGAGUGGGUAGAUUAAGAGGUUAGAUUUUGAAGCCAUGUUGCCUGUUCUCAAGUACCUGUUCCAACCACUCACUAGUAAGGUGACCUUUGCCAAAUUAACCUUUGUUUCCUCUUGAGUAAAACAGAGAUUAUAUACUACCUACAUAA
This is a messenger RNA of Rhinopithecus roxellana (golden snub-nosed monkey), 732 nucleotides long. RefSeq names its product translation factor GUF1, mitochondrial-like. The coding region runs from base 78 to 428 and encodes 116 amino acids. Gene Ontology annotation, molecular function: mitochondrial ribosome binding; GTP binding. Gene Ontology annotation, biological process: positive regulation of translation. Lineage: Eukaryota; Metazoa; Chordata; Mammalia; Primates; Cercopithecidae. The record is from RefSeq and is a predicted model, not a curated record. Gene Ontology annotation, cellular component: mitochondrion. The transcript has 4 exons.